UAUGACAAGAGAAUGAGAAGAUUUCAGAUUUCUGCAGUCAGAGUGGGUGCCUAGAAAUAAGCCAGAAGGAAAUAUCACACUACUGAACUAUUAUUGUAAACAUCACGAUGCGGAGUAAUGACCGGAAUUAAGACGGUCUGUGUACUCCUCUGGUGUCCCUUUCAUCUCCCCUGCUGCCGACGCCAUGGACUAGAGGACAGUGGGUGUGAUCUAGCACACAGCCAUGGCCCUCAGCAGGCUGCUCAACCCACCUCAGUGAGAACGCAGACAAUGAACUUGUGAAGCCUGGCGUCCAUCAAGACGACCGCUGCAGCCUGGGCAGCACACACACAUGAUCACAUGACUGUGGACAUGGACACGGUCCUGUCAGAUUUUGUUCAGUCCACUGGGGCAGAACCAGGUCUGGCUAGAGACCUGCUGGAAGGCAAAAACUGGGACUUGAGUGCGGCUCUGAACGACUAUGAGCAGCUGAGGCAGGUGCACACUGCCAACCUGCCACACGUCUUCAACGAGGGCCGCUACUACAAGCCCCUGGACGACACACCCACCCAUGUCAGCUGCCCUCAGAAGCAGGAGGACAGUGCCCAGGAGAAGCGCCUGUCUCGUGGCAUCUCCCACGCCAGCUCUGCCAUCGUGUCCCUUGCUCGCCUCCAUGUGGCCAGCGAGUGCACCAGCGAGCAGUUCCCGCUGGAGAUGCCCAUCUACACCUUCCAGCUGCCCGACCUCAGCGUCUACAGUGAGGACUUCAGGAGCUUCAUCGAGAGAGACCUCAUAGAACAGUCCACCAUGAUGGCUCUGGAGCAGGCCGGUCGUCUAAACUGGUGGUCCACCAUGUGCUCCAGCUGCAAGAAGCUGCUCCCUCUGGCCACCACAGGGGAUGGGAACUGCCUGCUGCACGCCGCCUCUCUAGGGAUGUGGGGCUUCCAUGACAGAGACCUAGUGUUGAGGAAGUCUCUGUAUGCCAUGAUGAAGACUGGAGCAGAGAGGGAGGCUCUCAAGAGAAGGUGGAGAUGGCAACAGACCCAGCAGAACAAAGAGUCAGGGCUGGUGUACACUGAGGAAGAGUGGGAGAGAGAGUGGAAUGAGUUGCUAAAGCUGGCAUCCAGUGAACCACGCUCACACCUCAGCAGGAACAGCAACACAACGGGAGGGGUGGACAACUCAGAGGAGCCAGUGUAUGAGAGCCUGGAGGAGUUCCAUGUGUUUGUGCUGGCCCACGUGCUGCGCAGGCCUAUUGUGGUCGUAGCUGACACUAUGCUCCGAGACUCAGGAGGAGAAGCAUUUGCCCCCAUUCCUUUUGGAGGGCUGUACCUGCCCCUAGAGGUGCCCCCCAACCGCUGUCACUGCUCUCCCCUGGUGCUGGCCUAUGAUCAGGCACACUUCUCUGCCUUGGUCUCCAUGGAGCAGAGGGAUCAGCAGCACGAGCAAGCUGUCAUCCCACUGACUGACUCAGAGCACAGACUCCUGGCACUCCACUUUGCUGUGGACCCGGGGAGGGACUGGGACUGGGGGAGGGACGACAAUGACAACACCAGGCUAGCCAAUCUCAUACUUUCUCUGGAGGCCAAACUGAAUCUGCUGCACAAUUACAUGAAUGUAACAUGGAUAAGAAUUCCGUCAGAAACAAGGGCUCCCCUGGCUCAACCGGAGUCCCCCACAGCAUCUGCAGGUGAAGAUGUCCAGUCUCUAGCUGAGUCCAUAGACUCAGACCGUGAGUCUGUGGGCAGCAACUCAAACGUCAACAGUGGCAAGCCAGGCAAGGACAAGGACAAGCAACGCAAGGACAAGGACAAGAACAGGGCUGACUCAGUGGCCAAUAAGCUGGGCAGCUUCAGCAAAACCCUUGGGAUCAAACUGAAGAAGAACAUGGGUGGUUUAGGAGGUUUGGUCCAUGGCAAGAUAAACAAGUCCAACACUGUCUCGGGACGCAGCACAGAGAACGGAGAAAAGGUGAAAAAGAAAGAGUCUAAGACCAACAAGGGGAGUAAGGAGGAGGCAGGCCAGUCUGCCAGCUCCACAUCGUCUGAAAAGGCCACUAGCCCCUCCCCCACAGACAGGCACAGGCCUUCUGGCUCGUCCCCUGCCGAGAGGCAGGAAGGCACAGGGAGAAGCUCAGGAGAAAAGAGCCUGGACAACUGGAAGUACAGCACUGACGUUAAGCUCAGCAUAAACAUCCUGCGAGCUGCCAUGCAGGGCGAACGCAAGUUCAUCUUCGGGGGCCUGCUGUUGACCAGUCACCGGCACCAGUUCCACGAGGAGAUGAUCAGCUUCUACCUGAGCAGUGCCCAGGAGCGCUUCAGCCAGGAGCAGGAGACCAGGAGGAAGGAGGGGGAGAAGAAGCCCCCUUCCAACGGGGUGUCACUGAGGAAGCCCGAACAGGAGAGUGUCUUCAAGAGGGAGAGAUCUGACAGCUCCCCGCCAGACAGCUGGUCUCCCCUCCACCCCCGUCACCACAGUGACAACCCCCACACCCAGCUGCCCCUCAAGGCGCAAGGCAGGAACAUCCCCACCCCUGCUGCAGCCUCUCCAGUCCCUACCUCUCUGCCCCCACUUACCCCACCUCCAGCCCUACCCUCAGUCUCAUACCCCUCUCAAACUCCAAUCCCCACCCCUUACUCCUCCCCUAGUAACGGUGCUAAGAGGGCUGGGCCUGCCCCUGUGUCCGCCCACUACAGCCAUACCCCGCCCAUCCAGAGACACAGCAUUGUACACCUACAGGAUGUCAGCGUGGAGUCCUCCAGCUUCCAGGGGGAGCCCUACAGGCCCGUGGUGGGCACCCUAAAGACCUGCGCCACGUACCCCCAACAGAACCGAUCCCUGUCCUCUCAAAGCUACAGCCCAACAUGCUUGUCUGGCGUCCAUGUUGGAUAUGCAGGUGAGGCACUCCCCUACAACAUGCCUGGGGAACACAAGUCUCACACCUACACCAACGGCUUUGACACAGGCGACAUCAAGGACUGCCUGGAUUUCGCAGACGAGGACCCGUCGGCACACACCUGGCUCAAUCAAGACCAGACCAAAGGGUGGAGCUCGGGGAUCCCCAUGUACUACUACCUGCAGAGACGCUGUAGGAGGGAGAACUGCUCCUUCUACGGCAGGCCAGAGACAGAGAACUACUGCUCCUACUGCUACAAAGAGGAGCUUAAACGCAGGGAAAGGGAGAGCAAGGUGCACAAGCCAGGAUAGCCUCUGCUUAGCCUACAUCAACUGCUCCAAGCUAAAGAAACUACGACAACACUCUUGGCACUCUGCAGUUAGUGCAACAUACAGUAACAGCAAACAUUUUCCUACUCUGUCAGAAGAAAAAUAUUCUGUUACCCCUUGUUAUUUUCUCCUCUAUCUCCUGUGCUGUAUGUUCAAAGUGGAUGGGAAAGUCACAUAGCCUUUGUUGAGAAAUGAAAGCGAACCGUGUUAACUUUGGCGGGACAGUUGUUGUAUGUUUUAUCUGUUUGAAUGCAAUACUUUUUUAUGUGUGUUUGUAGACUGCAUUUAAAAAUAUAAAUUGUGCCACAUGUGCACUACUAAAAUUACAGAUUUUUUUAAAGUAAUAAUGUUGUGAUUUUAGCUGCUUUGAAGCUCACUCCCUCUCAUGGUUUGUCUAUGCACCCUUAAUAUCAACCACUGUGUCUGUUUGUGCAUUGAUAAAGGAUGAUGUCCAACUUAAAUUCAGUCAUUAUGCUAUUGUGCUGGACAACAAUAAUGUGCAUAACAUGGCGUGUGAUCUUUGACCUUAUGUACCAAGGAAUGUGUCCAUUUUAGAUAAACCAAUUCAGAGGUCUGAUUCCUGAAACAAGAAAUGCCAGUGUAAAACUCAGACUUCUAUCACAUCAUGCAGUAAUUGCAAUAGCUGAUUGUGUUUGAAUAUGGAGUUGCAGUGCAUAAGCAGAUGUCAUGUGAGAAUUCUGGCUCUGAAGACUUCCGCUGUCACAAUCACUGCCAAGCCGCAGUCCCCAGCACUCUUUAGAUUCUAUUCCAUAACGUACAUUCCGUGACAGAUAACAUUGAACCCACUAGGUGAAUAGGUUCUCAGGUAUGCAAGGCUUGAAGUUUUGUUGGGCCCUUUGUUUGUUAAUUGAUUUAUAUCAGUUUAACAAAACGUGUUUAUAAGCCCCUUGAUAUUCUAGGCAGAAUUUAUUGAGAGGAGGUGUGGAUCACUGCAUCCAAAAUUCCGAAUGUUUGAUGUGAGAUGUAUGUUUUUGCACGGCACAUGUGUGCCAUCAUGCUACUAGCACUGUGUUGGCCACCAGUCAAACGUUAGAUAGCCUCUCUUAUUCUUCUCUAUCAGGAGGCCAUUAAUAGAACCUGCUGCUCAGAGCACCUCAAGCCUUUGUGAUAUCAUUAGUGCUUUAACCAAUCCGUGGGUUUCCAACCCCAGGUCUCCAAGUGCUUUUUUGCUCAUUCUACAUGACUAAUGUAAAAAAAAAAAAGAACU
This is a messenger RNA of Osmerus eperlanus (European smelt), 4432 nucleotides long. RefSeq names its product OTU deubiquitinase 7A (gene otud7a). Gene Ontology annotation, molecular function: DNA binding; zinc ion binding; K63-linked polyubiquitin modification-dependent protein binding. Bases 340 to 3186 code for a protein of 948 amino acids. The transcript has 13 exons. Lineage: Eukaryota; Metazoa; Chordata; Actinopteri; Osmeriformes; Osmeridae. Gene Ontology annotation, biological process: protein K11-linked deubiquitination; protein K63-linked deubiquitination; protein deubiquitination involved in ubiquitin-dependent protein catabolic process. The record is from RefSeq and is a predicted model, not a curated record. Gene Ontology annotation, cellular component: nucleus; cytoplasm.